GGCAUACCGUAUGACUACAUCGUUAUCAUCGACGCGGGCUCUAAGGGUUCGCGGGUCUUUGUCUACCACUGGCUCAAUCCCAAAUACUUGUUCGACCACCAGAUCUCCAUUGCAGACUUUCCUGUCUUGAAACGCGACUACGAGUCCGAAAGCGACGAUGACGAUGACGAUACUGACGAUGACGACAAAGACAAGGGCAAAAAUAAAGACAAAGGCAAUAACAAAGACGAGAAAAAGUCCUGGAUUAGCACCAAACCGCACUGGCACACCAAGAUCAAACCAGGAAUCGCCACGUUCAAAGAUUCCAGUAAGUUGGGCUCACACCACCUUCAGCCGUUGCUCGAUGCAGCGGCAAAAAUUGUGCCAAAGUCGCAGCAUUCGCGAACCCCGAUCUUUCUCCACGCUACUGGUGGUGUUCGCUCUUUGACCCCGUCCGAACAAACGUCGUUGUUAGCGGAUGUGUGUAAAUACCUCACCGAAUCCGCAUUCUUCUUACCGGACUGUGCAACACACGUGAACGCGAUUGACGGCGACAUCGAGGGGCUCUACGCGUGGCUUUCCAUUAACCAGCUCAUGGGAACGUUCAACACGAAAAAGGCACCGCUCGGCUUGCUCGACAUGGGGGGCGCGUCGACGCAGCUCGCGUUCCAGCCCAACGCGACGGAGAUCAAAGAGCACGAAAAGUCGUUGCUCAAGGUGCAAUUAGCGGCGUUGGGGAGCUCCAAGGCCGAAAUGUCCUACGAUCUAUACUCCUCCUCGUUUAUGGGCUUUGGGAUGUAUCAGGGGCGGGGCAAGUACCUCGACCACUUGUUCAACGCGACCGGAGGUGUGACCACAGAUCCGUGCUUGCCUGCCAACGUUCCGGCACACCUUCUUGCGGAGGACACGCGGCUUAUGCUGUCGAACCGUUUAGCCGGAAGCGGCGAUUUUACGCGUUGCAUGCAGACUAUCUUUCCCGUUUUGGAAAAACAGUCGGAGGUACUGUCGCUCAGUUGCAAGCCCGAUGUCGAGCUGUCAUGCUUGCUCAAUGACCUCAUUCCCGCGUUGGACUUUCACGUGGAACAGUUUAUCGGAGUAAGCGGGUAUUGGGACACCAUUUUCAACUUGCUUGACAAAAAUGUGAUGGGAGCGUACGAGUACGACACCAUUUUUGCGGAAGCCACAAAGUUGUGCAACACCCCGUGGGACCAGUUGGUGAAAUUGAACACUGAGAGAAAAACGCCGCUAGGCGAUGAAGAUUUGUCCCAGUUGUGCUUUAAGUCUGCCUGGGUGCUCAGUUUCUUGCACAGUGGCUUGGGCUUCCCCCGCUACGGUAUAGACAAGAAGGCCGGUGGCUACGAUACGUUCAAGGUGGUUGAUAAGGUGGACGAUGUCAAGUUUUCCUGGACCCUUGGCCGUGCUGUGUUGUAUGCCUCAUCGGAAGCCAGCGAGGUGUAUGGUGCCCAGGAGAAGACCCUUCCAAGCGAGCAGGUUGGCUUUUACCACCAGUCGUCGAAGGACCGAUUUUUCUACGGCGGGGAGGCUGCGGGGGUCAAAAGAAGACCCGCGUUUGUUGCAGGGGAGAAGGAUAAGGAGCAUGACGAUGACAGCUGGAAGGAAAAGGUGGCGGACCAUCUUGAGGACCAUAGAGGGUAUGGUGCAUUGGUAUUCCUUGGCCUUCUUCUCCUAAUCUUGUACUUGCUCAUGGGGAAGGAGAGGAGA
Babjeviella inositovora NRRL Y-12698 is the source of this 1701-nucleotide messenger RNA. RefSeq lists its product as uncharacterized. Gene Ontology annotation, biological process: nucleoside diphosphate catabolic process. The annotation marks the transcript as partial. The record is from RefSeq and is a predicted model, not a curated record. The transcript has a single exon. Gene Ontology annotation, cellular component: membrane. Gene Ontology annotation, molecular function: nucleoside diphosphate phosphatase activity. NCBI's taxonomy places the organism in Eukaryota, Fungi, Ascomycota, Pichiomycetes, Serinales.